This is a messenger RNA of Lontra canadensis (Northern American river otter), 5032 nucleotides long. RefSeq names its product neuronal tyrosine-phosphorylated phosphoinositide-3-kinase adaptor 2 (gene NYAP2). The transcript has 8 exons. Gene Ontology annotation, biological process: neuron projection morphogenesis; phosphatidylinositol 3-kinase/protein kinase B signal transduction. The coding region runs from base 1031 to 3196 and encodes 721 amino acids. The record is from RefSeq and is a predicted model, not a curated record. NCBI's taxonomy places the organism in Eukaryota, Metazoa, Chordata, Mammalia, Carnivora, Mustelidae.
UAUGCAGGGAGGGUGGAGGCAAAAUUGAUAUCAAAUAAGGGUAUCAAACUGAGAUCCCGAUGUUCCAUUUAAGUUGUUGCUCAUUUUCAUUAGCCAUGCCAGGGGUGAAAAGGUUAUCACUGAAACACCCUCUGUAGUAGGAACAUUUAUUUUGGAUGGAUUUCUAUUUUUCUUCUCCAUAAAGAUUGAAUGAGUGUUGUAGUGGAUAUCAAUGAAGGGGUUUCUUUAUCCUCUUUUUGUUUUAUUAUUUACUAAUCAGGCUUCAGUUCAGACAGAUAAAAGAGAGAGGUUCUGUUGCCUUAGAUGUGAGGACUUUAAUGAGGAUGGGAGGCCCCAGGGAGACGAAAUCCGAAGUAGAACGAUGCUGCUUUCGGGUUUCUUGUCAUUUCCUCAGUUCCUUCUCCUCCUCCCGUUUCCAAUGGGCCUAGUGAGCAGGAACUAUCCAAGGUGCUAGAAUGCUGGCAGCUUUGCCGUUCAAUGCAGACGGAUUGCAGAAACAGAGAAGAAAGAUUACUGCUUAUUUCAGAAGAAUAUAAUCAAAUGAGGCACCUUAGCCAGCCUGGGUGAUUGCUUCGAGUCUUGUAAUCAUCUGUGUAGCAAAGUGGGUAAAAUCAUUCAAUUUCUUUCCUGCUGGACCUGGAAGGAGAGGGCUGUGUAUUCAUCCCCCCCAUUAGCUAUGCCCUCUUUUCUCUGAAUGUCGAUUUAAGGAAGCAAGCACCUGUCUUCUGCCACCGUAUCUUCCUAGCAAACUUUAAAGGCCAUUUUAUCUGAUAGAAAGAACAUCAAGAAUGCUCUGAUCUCUAGUGAUGAAGAAUCUGGGAAUGGACACUUUUCCCAUCCACAUACAAUGCACUUUAAUUGAAGAAAAACUGAGCUGAACUACAAGUCUAUUUCUUAUGGUGCUGGAUUACUCCUACAGAACUGCCCUGAGAUCAACCGAGAGAGAGGGCUCUGACAGACACGAGUCACCUUCUGAUUAUUGCACUUAGCUCUCCCUGGAGACUUAAAUUUUGGAAGUGUUCCUUUUUACAUGAUAUCCUCCAAGAUGAUGAGUUCUAAUCCUGAGGAAGACCCUUUGGACACAUUUCUCCAAUAUAUUGAGGAUAUGGGGAUGAAGGCCUAUGAUGGCUUGGUUAUUCAAAAUGCAUCAGACAUUGCUCGAGAGAAUGACCGCUUGAGAAAUGAAACCAACCUGGCCUACUUGAAGGAGAAGAAUGAAAAACGCCGAAGACAGGAAGAAGCAAUAAAACGCAUAGGUGGCGAAGUGGGGCGGGGCCACGAAGGAAGUUACGCGGGCAAACAUUUCCGCAUGGGAUUCAUGACGAUGCCUGCUCCUCAGGACAGACUUCCCCAUCCCUGCUCCAGCGGCUUUUCCGUGAGGUCCCAGUCCCUGCACUCGGUCGGGGGCACAGAUGACGACAGCAGCUGUGGCUCCCGCAGGCAGCCGCCGCCCAAGCCCAAGCGGGACCCCAGCACCAAGCUGAGCACGUCGUCGGAGACGGUCAACAGCACGGCGCCCGGCAAGAGCGGGAAGGUCCCCGAGCGACCCGAAGUGUCAGCCAAACCCAGACCCCACAGUGAUGAAUAUUCAAAGAAGAUCCCUCCUCCCAAACCCAAACGGAACCCGAAUACUCAGCUGAGUACAUCUUUCGAUGAAACGUACAUCAAGAAGCACGCGCCUCGGAGGACCUCGCUCCCUCGGGACCCCUCUCUGUCCCAGGUCAGCAGCCCGGCCGGGGACCCCGAGGAGGAGGAGCCCGUGUACAUCGAGAUGGUGGGCAACAUUCUCAGAGACUUCAGGAAGGAGGAUGAUGACCAGAGCGAGGCCGUCUACGAAGAGAUGAAAUACCCCAUCUUUGACGACUUGGGCCAAGAUUCGAAAUGUGACCUUGACCAUCACAGUUGCUCUUCGCAGUGUGCUACUCCCACGGUGCCUGACUCGGACUUCGCCAAGUCCUCAGUGCCAUGUACUCCAAAGGGUUUGCUCUGUGACAUCCCCCCGCCCUUCCCCAACCUGCUUUCUCACCGACCCCCACUGCUGGUGUUCCCUCCCGCUCCCGUGCAGUGCUCCCCUAAUUCCGAUGAGUCUCCGCUUACCCCCCUGGAGGUCACCAAACUGCCGGUGUUGGAAAACGUGUCUUACAUGAAGCAGCAGGCCGGUGCAUCUCCGUCCUCACUGCCCUCUCACGCCUCCGGCCACCCCAAGCUGGACAAAGAUCAGGCCGCAGCUCUGGGCCCGGGCCCUGCCGCCGCUGCCGCCUCCACGCUGUCCUCGUCCCCGCCCCCGCCAUCCACCCUGUACCGCACCCAGUCCCCCCACGGCUACCCGAAGAGCCACUCGGCCUCCCCGUCGCCGGUCAGCAUGGGGAGGUCCCUGACCCCACUCAGCCUCAAGCGACCCCCGCCCUACGAUGCCGUGCAUUCGGGCAGCAUCUCCAGGAGCUCUCCAUCAGUGCCUCAUUCGACCGGCAGGCCAGUGUCGCAGGAUGGGGCCAAGAUGGUCAAUGCCUCGGUGAACACCUACGGCCCAGCUCCGGGCGCCUCCCGGUCCAGGACCCCUACAAGUCCCUUGGAAGAACUAACCAGCCUCUUUACCUCUGGACGAAGCCUGCUGAGGAAGUCAUCCAGCGGCCGCCGUUCUAAGGACCCCGCAGAGAAAUCGACAGAGGAACUGAAAGUCCGAAGCCACAGCACGGAGCCAUUACCAAAGUUGGACAGCAAAGAGAGAGGUCAUCACGGGGCAUCAUCCAGAGAGCCUGUCAAAGCUCAGGAAUGGGAUGGAACACCAGGACCGCCCGUGGUUACCAGUAGGCUGGGAAGAUGUUCUGUGAGCCCCACUUUGUUAGCAGGAAACCACAGCUCAGAACCGAAAGUAAGCUGCAAAUUAGGCCGUUCUGCCUCCACGUCAGGUGUGCCCCCGCCAUCGGUCACUCCUCUCAGGCAAGCCAGUGACCUGCAACAGAGCCAGGUGGCAUGCAUGCAGUGGUUUCAUGGAGACCAUACAAUGCUUGAGAUGAUUGAGAAAAAGCGUUGCUUGUGCAAGGAAAUAAAAGCUAGACAGAAAACGGAAAAGGGGCUUUGCAAACAGGAUAGCAUGCCUAUCCUGCCCAGCUGGAAGAAGAACGCUGGGGCAAAGAAGUACAGCCCUCCACCCUAUUCUAAGCAGCAAACGGUGUUCUGGGAUACUGCCAUAUGACUGUGCACAGGAUGGCGGGAGCUCCACAUCAUUUUACAUGAAGAGGGAGGUCGACUCAGUCAUGCGAUAAGUAGCUGUUACAUAUCUUCUCUGUCGGAAUGGAAUGCCAGUGCUUCCCUGGAAAGCCCAGGGGAAGCUGUGCCUACUCAUGGCAUAUUCUUGGUAUAAUGUAUAUUAAUUGUAUCCUUGCAAUUAAGACACUUAUUUAUCCCGGAUUAUUUUGAAUCCAAAAGAUAUUAAGAUGUAAAUAUUUUACUAGUUUAUGGGUGACUCCUGAAAUAAUACACAUUAUACGUAUAUAAAUUACAGAAAUAUCAAGAGUUUUACUAUAUGAUAUAAUUUCGGUAUUAACUGGUUUGUUAUCUCUUUUAUAUGUAAUCCCUUGAUGCCUUUAUUAUUAAUUUUUGCAUUUAAGAUGUUAUUUUUUUUUCUGUCCACAUUUGGCUUCUGUAUGAGAACUCACAGCUAUAAAUCAUGUUCAAUCACAUAAUAUAUGAUCUGGUGCUAGUAAUGUAGAAGUCAAGUAUCAUAUUCGUUAAGAACAUCUAUUGCUUUCUAAAUUUUUAAGGGUUUGAUGGGAAAUGGAUGCAAAUGUGAUGCAUAACUUGGAUGUCCACGUUACAUCAACACAAAUAUUUUUGCUACAUUGGCUUUAUAAGAAUUUCUCUUCAAUAUUGUCUUGUUUAUACCAAGCAAUGGUUAGUCAGGCUCCAGAGAAAGUUGUUAGGAUAUAUUUGGAUAUCUCAGCAGAAAACAUUUCCUUCAGAAAUGACUUUCAGGACACCUGUCUUUGCAUCAUGGAUCUAAUUGGAGGAGACCAGGGUUCACUGUGACAAUGGAAGUAACAAGGAAUCGAAAGUUUAAAUAGCAUGACUGCUUUCAAGAAAGUGGGACCAGUGGCUUUAUUGCCACUGCCAUCACUAUUUUUAAGUAACUUUUCACAUGUAUGUUUGUUUCCCCUAGAAAAUGAGAAAUAAACAUUCUGACAGAUACGUUUACAUAUUUUAGUACACUAAGCAAAAUUUAGGUCCAUUAAUAAAUUAACAUUUCUUAAGUUUUUCAAACUAGUUAUCACCACAUUUUUGGGUCGUAAUCUUCUGUGCAUGACCAUCACAUCCAUUCUUACUGAUUCUGACACCAUGACCAAAGAAUUAUGACCACUUGUUUAUUUUAUUUUGUUUCAAGGAAGAAACAGGAAAUGCAGGGGAUAGGGGAUGGAUGGGGUGGCUUCGAUUUUACGUGGUGGUAAAGUUUAAGUUAAACAAAUUCUUAUAUAUCUUUUAAGAAUAACUUGCUAGUUGCAUAUAAAUAUUGCCACAGAUGGAUAAAAAGGAAACUAUCUCAUAUAUUUUGUAUAUUUAAAUUACUAUUUAUGCUUCCUAAAAUUGACAGUAUGUGAUUCUUCUUUAACAAUCGAUUUAGUAUUAUAUUUCUGAGAGAAAAAGUAUGUGUUCGAAGUUAUUGUCAUAGUGGUUUUCCUUGUAAAGGUUUUGACAGCAAUAGUAUAGUGCUGCUCAAUAAAACCAAAUAUAAAGGAGUGAGGGGAUUUUUGUAAUCUAUAUUGCUAAAAACCUAGUGAUACUUUAUCAGUAAUAUUUCCUUUCAAGCCUUUGAAAUGUUAUAAAAUAAUUUUUUAAUCUUUUAUAAUCAAUGUAUAUUUUGAUGUCCAAUUAGAAUUCUGAAAGAUUAAGGAAAAAGGGUAAGUGGGAGCAUGUGUAUCUGUUGUUUUUGCGUGAAUGAGGACUCAGCAGGAGAACUGUAUACAUAAAACACUUACUGAGGUUUUAGGCUUUGCUUGUAUAACUGAGGAGGUUUAAAAAAAAAAAAGAAGCAGAA